Messenger RNA from Morus notabilis, 627 nucleotides. RefSeq names its product DNA-binding protein S1FA. Gene Ontology annotation, cellular component: nucleus. The coding region runs from base 152 to 406 and encodes 84 amino acids. The record is from RefSeq and is a predicted model, not a curated record. NCBI's taxonomy places the organism in Eukaryota, Viridiplantae, Streptophyta, Magnoliopsida, Rosales, Moraceae. The transcript is spliced from 2 exons. Gene Ontology annotation, molecular function: DNA binding. Gene Ontology annotation, biological process: regulation of DNA-templated transcription.
CAAAAAUUUCCUAAUUUAAGUUCCACUUUCGGAUUCAGACCCUCAGACAACCAUCUUCUCUCUCUCUCUCUCUCUCUCUCCCACCACCUUUUUCGCGUGUUUCUGCGUUGUUUCUGGAACUUUCUUCGGUGAUCUUCGUACAGUUCCUCCCAUGGACGACUUCUCCGCCGACCAUUCCCCUGUCGAUCCCUCCUUCGAUAGCGUGAAUGCCGGAGCAAAAGGGUUCAACGCCGGAUUGAUAGUGUUGCUCGUUGUUGUUGGGAUACUGCUGGUGUUUUUAGUCGGGAAUUAUGUACUCUACAUGGUUGCGCAGAAGAGACUUCCUCCGAAAAAGAAGAAGCCCGUCUCGAAGAAGAAGAUUAAGAAAGAGCGACUGAAGCAAGGCAUCUCAGCUCCAGGAGAAUAGAUAUGGCGGAUUGUGCCGAGAAGUUUUUCACCAUGUCUGGUGUCGAGAGAUUUCUGUCCCUUUUCCAUUUUUUUUUAUUGGUCGUCUAUAGUCAUUGAAAAUUGACUUCAUCAUCAUAAUUAACUUUACAUGAGUUUAGAGACUAGAGUUACAAUGCCCCCUUUGUUUUUGACAUGGUUUUUUUGCAUCCCUUUAUUUCCAUCUUUUAGAUUGUCGUUAUA